AGACUGUAAACUGCUGUAAACCUUAAUUCCGAAAAAUAUUUGUGGGUGUUAUAAAGCCAAAAAUUCGUGUAGACAAAUUAUCAUAGUUAGUACGAUAUAUUACUUAAAAUAAAAACUUACACGGAGGUUAGGAAAUCAUGAUAUUUUUAUCUUUUCAACGAAUUGUAAUACCCAAAGCAUUUACUUUUGCGAAUUUAAAUGUGUUUAGCAGUAUUGGUACUGUUGUUAUUAAUUCACCAAAAAAUGUUAUGUAUUCAACUAACCGAUCAUUUGGCAAUGGCUUGCAAUUCCCAUAUAAUACUUUAUCGCAAAAUAGGCUGCAAAUACAUUAUAUUAACCAAAUGAGAAUGUUAAGUGGUAUGAAAGGUAUUCAAGAAAAUAUAUCCGUACUUCAAAUGAAAAAGCGACCCUUAAGAAAAAAACGACCAGUUGUCGAAGACGAAGAAAGACCUUUGCCUGGUUUUUGGAAUGUAAAAGCUGUGGCUACUGCUGAAGAAUAUAAUUUGGAAGAACUUAUGGAUGGUCUUUUAGAGCAGAAUUUAUAUAUACCAAGAAAAAUAUGUACCACAUCUAACUGAUCCAUGCAAUUUCUGAAACAUCAGUGUUAACUCUAAUUAAGCAACAAACUACAUAAACAGUACUAAACAAGUGGAAGAACUUAAGAAGAAUAAUAAGAAGCAAACUAAGAAACUAUUUAUUCAUUCACUAUUUCAAGAGAAUCUGAUAAUACAGUGUGUGAUACAAGAAACGUUAUCAUGGAUCUGUGUAUUCCGUUGCCACUGCCCAAUGAAGAAUUGGAAGAUAUAAUUGACAAGGCCAAGGACUGGGCAUUGAUGCAUGGUGUAUGUAUGCGUUCAAAGGUGAAGUUUAAUAGAGACGCUCUACAAUUUGCACCGUUUGUUUUGAUACCUUCCUCCUUUCCUCGUAAGGAAUUUGAGAAUGCAUGUAGCAUACAGAUAAUUUUAAACAGACUAAUGCAUCAAGUGGCUCACGACUAUGACUUUUUAAAAGAAACUCUACAAGAAACAAUUGAAGUUGAUACCUUUACAAGGAAGCUUUUUGAUAUCUACGAGACUGUAUAUAAAGAAGGAUUUACACAAAAAAUAUCACUGGGUUUACUUAGAUCUGAUCUUAUGUUGGAUACAAGUUGUCCAAAGCCAAAAACUUGUAACAAUCAUCAACCUUACUGCUGUUGGAAACAGGUGGAAAUUAAUACAAUAGCGUCAGGAUUUGGCUGGCUAGGUCCUGCUGCAACAAAUCUUCAUAAAUUUAUACUGCAAGAACUUGGAGUUCCAGAAAAAAUAAAAAAUCUUCCUGAUAAUAAUGCCCUACAAGGAAUUUGUACAGGAAUGAUAGAAGCUUGGAAGAUAUACAAUGACCAAAAAGCAGUUAUUUUAUUCGUCAUAGAAGAUGUUACAUAUAAUAUUUGUGACCAGCGUUUCCAUGAAUUUGAAAUCAGAAGAUUAAACCCUGACAUCAAGGUGAUUAGGCGAAAUUUAACACAGCUAGCUGCCGGAGCGAAACUAGGGCAGAAUAAGGAAUUGUUAAUGGAUGGCUAUACCAUAGCAGUAGUAUACUAUAGAAGUGGCUAUGAGCCAGGACAGUAUUACAGCAAAAACGAAUGGGAUGCUAGAUUGCUAAUAGAGAGAUCAUUAGCAAUUAAAUGUCCUUCUAUUCAAUAUCAUUUAGCAGGAGCAAAAAAAGUUCAGCAGGCAUUAGCGAAACCAGAAGCCGUGACGAGAUUUCUUAGAGAUGAAAAAACUAUUGAACGUGUCAAGGAAAUCUUCACUGGCUUAUACUCUUUAAAUUUUGAUGAACAUGGUGAUGCAGCCGUAGAAAUGGGUAUUGCAAAUCCUAAAAAAUUUGUCCUUAAACCCCAACGUGAAGGUGGCUGCAAUAAUAUUUAUGGAAUGAACGUGAGGAGCUUUCUUGAAUCCACGAAAAAUAAACAGGAACGCGUUGCAUGGAUUCUCAUGGACAGAAUCGAUCCACCUUUGCAAAUAAAUUAUCAAAUUAGACCAGGCAGUGAUACAGAUACUGAAUUAAAGGAAUUAGUUUCAGAGUUAGGUAUUUUUGGUGUCAUUAUAGGGGAUGAGAAAACUGUAUUAAUAAACAGACAAGUGGGACAUAUGUUGAGAACAAAAAUAGCUACUGCUGAUGAAGGAGGCGUAGCAAGUGGUUUAGGUGCAUGUGAUAGCCCCUAUCUGAUUGACUGAUUUAUUAGAUCUUCCAAUCGAACAUACAUUACGUGAAGCAUUUUAUGUAUUUAAAAACUAAUCAUCAACUAAUACUUUAUACGGUUUAGGAAGUAUUUAUACCACACUGGGUAAUUAUUAAAUCGCCGCACCGUACACCUUUGCAAAAUUAUAUGGUGUACUACAUUUUAUAAUUUUACAAAAUUCUGUACUCAUUAUUUUCUUCUUAUAUUAAGUAAAAUGAAAUUUGAUUUCUUUUGGACGGAUAUUACCGCUUUUAAUUAUAAAAAGAUGAUAAAGGAGCUCCAAAUUUCUAAAUCGUAAUUCCAAAAUAGCUGUUAUGUUCCAUUUUUUUACAUGUAAUAAUAGUGUCGAUUUUUGUCGUCAAUAAUAUUAUUAUACUACUCAUUGUAAUUAAUUCAAA
Messenger RNA from Cephus cinctus (wheat stem sawfly), 2619 nucleotides. RefSeq names its product glutathione synthetase. The transcript is spliced from 5 exons. NCBI's taxonomy places the organism in Eukaryota, Metazoa, Arthropoda, Insecta, Hymenoptera, Cephidae. Gene Ontology annotation, cellular component: cytosol. Gene Ontology annotation, molecular function: ATP binding; glutathione binding; glutathione synthase activity. Gene Ontology annotation, biological process: positive regulation of mitochondrial translation; glutathione biosynthetic process. Bases 756 to 2216 code for a protein of 486 amino acids. The record is from RefSeq and is a predicted model, not a curated record.